AUGAUAAAGGAUUCAGAUGUCGUAGAGGAUGUGGAAACUAUAUCCUCUAGUGAAUCGACCAAAAAACCGAUCAGAGAAAGGUUUCUCUUAUUCAAGAUUGAUGUCUUCGUGCUUUCAUUCGUCUGUCUUCAAUAUUGGAUCAAUUAUGUGGAUCGUGUGGGAUUCUCCAAUGCUUACAUAUCUGGUAUGAAGCAGGAUCUGGACAUGAAAGGUAAUGAACUGAAUAUCACUAACACAUGUUUCACUGUCGGUUACAUUAUAGGGAUGAUUCCAAAUAAUUUGAUGUUAUUAGUAGUGCCUCCGCGUAUUUGGUUAAGUUUUUGUACUUUUAGUUGGGGGCUUCUCACCCUAGGGAUGUAUAGAGUCACAUCGUAUCAACAUUGUUGUGUCUUAAGAUUCUUUCAAGCCAUAUUUGAGAGUUGUACGUUUGCUGGUACUCAUUUAAUUUUGGGUUCAUGGUAUAAAGAAAAUGAAUUACCGAUAAGAUCAGCUAUCUUCACGAGUAGUGGUCUAAUCGGUUCCAUGUUUAGUGGGUUUAUGCAAGUGAAGAUUUUCAAUAAUUUGGAUGGUUUGCAAGGCUUAGCUGGUUGGAGAUGGCUUUUCAUCAUUGAUUUCUGUAUAACUAUUCCUAUUGCCAUUUACGGAUUUAUCUUUUUCCCAGGUGUACCUGAUUCCAAUAGAGAUGGGAUUUUAAACAAAUUUUCAAUGUCCAGAUAUAUCUUUAAUGAACAAGAGUUGAAAUUUGCUAGGAGAAGACUUCCAGCAAGAGAUGAAACUACGUCGUUAGAUUGGUCCAUUAUACCAAGAGUUUUGAAAAGAUGGCAUUGGUAUCUUUUCUCUUUAGUUUGGAUCUUUGGUGGUGAAAAUCUAAGUUUUGCUUCCAAUACUACGUUUGCAUUAUGGUUAACUAAUCAGAAUUAUUCUCUCUCUAACAGAAACAAUUUCCCAUCUGGGAUAUAUGCUGUAGGUAUUAUCUCUACGGUAAUGUCAGCUUUAUAUUUAAGUAAAGUAAAACACGCAAGACAUUGGCAUAUUUCUAUGGUAAUAGCAGUUGUGAUGUGUGUCGUGGCAAUAAUGAUUCGUAGCAAUGCAACUUCGCCAGCCGUUAUGUUUACUGCUCAAUACAUUGGUGGUAUUGCAUAUGCUGGACAAGCUGUCUUCUUUGCAUGGGCAAAUGUUGUAUGUCAUGAGGAUUUACAAGAGAGGGCAGUCGUACUGGCUUCAAUGAACAUGUUUUCAAGUGUUGUAAAUUCUUGGUGGUCUCUUCUUUUCUAUGCUGCCACGAUGGUACCACAUUAUAAGAAUGGUUGUUAUGCUAUGAUUGCCACUGCAGUCGCGAGUGGUAUUACAUCCAUCAUUAUCAGAGCUUUACAAACAAGAGACAAUGUAGAAAAGAAGCCAUUGCCGUAUAUCAAUGCUAACGAUGUAGUUGGUCAGGAUGAAAUAGAUGAAUUCCACAAGAAUGAAGAAGAUGAUAAUGAUGAAGCUGUAGGUACGGCGUAUGCCGGAAGCAGGGCCGUUCAUAUGGUUCAAGUUGGAUCCUCUAGUCAAAUUCAGUAA
Messenger RNA from Maudiozyma barnettii, 1560 nucleotides. RefSeq names its product Fen2p (gene FEN2). Gene Ontology annotation, biological process: pantothenate import across plasma membrane. The transcript has a single exon. Gene Ontology annotation, cellular component: plasma membrane. NCBI's taxonomy places the organism in Eukaryota, Fungi, Ascomycota, Saccharomycetes, Saccharomycetales, Saccharomycetaceae. Gene Ontology annotation, molecular function: pantothenate transmembrane transporter activity. Bases 1 to 1560 code for a protein of 519 amino acids. The record is from RefSeq and is a predicted model, not a curated record.